CUUCGCGUUGAUGCUCUCGACGUCAGAUGUGUUGAUAUUUUCUGCCGCGUGGAAAAGCGAAUUUAAUAAAACCAGAAACGCGCUUUAUUGCAGCUCUGAUCUGGACCGGUACUGGAGGACAGAGGAUGUCUGGAGAUUUGGUAGCUGUGUGGGAAGUGGCUUUGAGUGAUGGUGUGCACAGGAUUGAAUUUGAACAUGGCACAACCACAGGAAAAAGAGUUAUUUACAUUGAUGGAAAGGAAGUCAUAAGAAGAGAUUGGAUGUUCAAACUGGUUGGAAAGGAGACUUUUAAUGUGGGUAGUACAGAUACAAAGGCCACUAUUAACAUCGAUGCAGUGAGUGGCUUUGCAUAUGAAUACACUCUAGAGAUUAAUGGACAGAGCCUCAGGAAGUACAUGGAGAACCGCUCUAAAGUGACCAGCACAUGGCUCCUUAACCUGGACGGCAUUGACUGCAGGGUGGUUCUGGAGAAAGAUACCAUGGAUAUAUGGUGCAAUGGACAGAAAAUGGAAACAGCUGGUGAGUUCGUGGAGGACGGUACAGAGACACACUUCACUCUGGGUGACCAUGACUGCUGCAUCAAAGCUGUGAGCAGCGGCAAGAGACGAGAUGGCAUCAUUCACACACUGCUGGUGGACGGCAUGGAGAUCUCCGAGGCAGAAUGAGCUGUCCGAAUGACUGUGUGAGAGUGUCUGGAUGAUCCAUCCUCAUCAGAAGAGUGUACAGUAUAUACGGAUGUUGGGUUACCAUGUGCUCAUUUCUGACCACAAAUCAGCGUGUGCUGGUUCAGUAAUGGUCCACUUUGAGGCAUGAGAAACAGACGUGUCUUACAAACACUUGUUUUUUUUGCUUUAUAGCAAUUGUUCUCUCUAAAUGGUUCAUUUAUUCUUUUCGGGAAGUGAUGUCAAUGUUUUUUUUUUAUUAUUCUUACAGUGAAGUUAACUGUGACACGUAUAUAUUUGUGAAUGCCUGGACCUAUUUUUUAGAUCCACUGCAAAAAA
Molecule: messenger RNA, 1001 nt
Organism: Danio rerio (zebrafish)
Lineage: Eukaryota; Metazoa; Chordata; Actinopteri; Cypriniformes; Danionidae
Gene: faima
Product: Fas apoptotic inhibitory molecule a
Biological process (GO): regulation of signal transduction; negative regulation of apoptotic process
Cellular component (GO): cytoplasm
Source: RefSeq, marked provisional